CUUUUUGGCAUCAAAGCACAUGCAUAAGCUUCAGCCAUCCUCCUCUGAGAUUUCAGUUAGCUCAGAGGAGAAACGGUAAGAAUCCACCAACAGGGGCAGGGGUUCAUCAUCGCAGAAGAAUGGCCUGGAAGGCAGCUGCAGACCAUCAACAUCACCUUCAAGCAUUUCUAUGACCUCACUCAUCGUUGGACGAUCAGGAGGCUUCACCUGAAUGCAAUGUAGACCAACAACACACAACUUCCUUUCCAGCUCAUGCAUAUUCAAGUGCACAAAGAUGAGUAAAGUCAUUGCAACAACACUCCUCCUCUCCGUCAUCAGCCAUGGCGCCUACCCGGCCAUGGGUUCAGCUUGGGAGGAGGAAGACUUCGCCAGAAAUUGUCCACCGUCCUGGUGCAGUGACAGUGGACCAGAGAUCCGGUUCCCUCACCAGCUUGAAUCCAGCAACUCAUCUUCAUCAUCAUCAUGCAGUGCUUCAUGCGCGAGGCUAGCAUGCUCUGGUCCAGACACCAUCCUGCAUCACCCAUUUCUGGGGCCAUGCAAGAAGCUCAUCAUCGACAAUCUACCGGAACCAGAUUAUCAUUCCAGUCGCUGUUCAUUAUACAAUGCCCAGCCUGGGAAAAUAGUAUGCUGUUCAAAAGUGCUCACACCAAGUAUGUCUCCGACCAAUGACUAUGAUGGGAAUAUUGCUGAUCAUGCUGUCGUGGGCCCAAUCUCCUGCCUCAGUGACCCAAGCCACUUCUCAUAUUUGGUGGAUGCUUAUGAAGACAUUUAUUCACUUCCAUUGGACUGCAAGGCUGUCUCUAAAGGCAUUGUUCCGAUAUCCGGUGCAGUCACCGCUGAUGGUCCAACGUUCAAGCAACUGGCAGAAAGAAUCCUCAACUUUGCUGAGACAACUGUAAGUUGGUCCGAGGGAGGCAUUCCUGACAAUUGUGUGCAGUGUGAACAGCAAGGACAACGCUGCGCAUUCAGCUCACAAAGGAAUCAAACAUUCUGCAUGGGCCACAAACCUCAUGGUUCACGUGUCAAAGUCAUUGCAGCAACAUCAUCGGUAGCUGCAUUUGUUGUUAUUUCAUUGGUGGUGGCCACUGCAAUCUAUCUCUCCCUGAAGCUAAGUUAUAAUGAAGAGGUGCACUUGAAGGUUGAAAUGUUUCUAAGGACAUAUGGCACAUCUAAACCUACAAGGUAUACUUUCUCUGAAGUAAAGAAGAUAGCAAGAUGCUUCAAGGAAAAAGUAGGCCAAGGUGGAUUUGGAACUGUAUACAAAGGAAAGCUACCAAAUGGAGUGCCUGUGGCAGUCAAGAUGCUAGAGAACCCUACAGGGGAUGGAGAAGAGUUCAUUAAUGAAGUUGCAACCAUUGGAACGAUCCACCAUACAAACAUUGUCCGUCUCCUAGGUUUCUGCUCUGAAGGAACAAGACGUGCUCUUGUUUAUGAAUUGAUGCCUAACGAGUCAUUGGAGAAAUAUAUAUUCUUGCGUGAUCCUAAUACUCAAGAGCUCCUGUCACCAGACAAGAUGCUAGAUAUUGCUUUAGGCAUUGCCCGAGGAAUGGAGUACCUGCAUCAAGGAUGCAACCAGCGCAUCCUCCACUUUGAUAUCAAGCCUCAUAAUAUCUUGCUGGACUAUAACUUCAGUCCAAAGAUUUCGGACUUUGGUCUUGCAAAGCUGUGCCCAAGGGACCAAAGCAUUAUUACCUUGACCAAAGCAAGAGGCACAAUGGGAUACAUUGCACCGGAGCUAUAUUCUAGGAACUUUGGGGAGAUAUCUUACAAGUCAGAUGUUUACAGUUUUGGCAUGGUUGUUUUAGAAAUGGUGAGUGGAAGGAGGAGCUGGGACCCAAGUAUUGAGAACCAAAAUGAGGUAUACUUUCCAGAGUGGAUCUAUGAGAAAGUAAUUACAGAGCAGGACUUCAUACUUAGUAGGGAAAUGACAGAAGAAGAGAAACAAAUGGUGAGACAGCUGGCCCUUGUGGCACUGUGGUGUAUUCAGUGGAACCCAAGAAAUCGGCCCUCAAUGACAAAGGCUGUAAACAUGAUAACUGGAAGGUUGCAGAACAUACAGGUGCCUCCUAAGCCAUUUGUUUCGUAUGAAAGCCAUCCUAUGCCAUAAACCAUGGAAACUACACCACAAUGGCUUAGUAAAUUUUUGGGACUUAUACUUUAUCCACAUGAUGCAUAGUAAUGUAACGCCUAGAUAUUGCAUAAUAUGUACUUUGAUCAUUCCACUGUAUUAGCCAUCUGAGGUGAGUUCACCAUGUAACACAGUUAAGCAGAAAAGCAUCGCAUUGAACUCAACCUGCAACAUAGUGGUUCAGUCGUGGUGAUUACCUUGUUCAGUCGUUGCUGUGGUGUAUCUCCUACUGUACUGUACUCCUAGCUGCACUAGUCAGUCAGAUACUCCCAUUGGCCUUUUCAUGGGUCAGUAUUCUGAUGGAUAUUUUGCAAGACAAUGCUGCAAGGAAAUUGUAAAUCUAGUGUUAUCAAAUGGAUGCAUUAAAUUGGGUUUGAGCACGCUUUAUGUUUAAAACAAAUGAAUAGCAAAGCAAAGGGAUCACCAUUA
Messenger RNA from Oryza sativa Japonica Group (Japanese rice), 2557 nucleotides. RefSeq names its product rust resistance kinase Lr10. NCBI's taxonomy places the organism in Eukaryota, Viridiplantae, Streptophyta, Magnoliopsida, Poales, Poaceae. The record is from RefSeq and is a predicted model, not a curated record. Gene Ontology annotation, biological process: protein phosphorylation. Gene Ontology annotation, molecular function: ATP binding; protein kinase activity.